UAAAAAAGAAAGCUUGAAAAAAUUUGAAUGCAAGGAAACAUUUCAACAAACGCCUGCAAGUCGUCUUCUAAAAUGCUGACUAUUUCACAACCGUGAACAAUUAUUUACUCAUCCACAUGGUUAUUCGAGUGAAUCAAGCUUCAAGCGCUUAGUUCAUUCCUUCUAUAUGUAAACAAUCAUGAUAUCAUCAACAGUUUAUUUCGCGUUCCCGGUCCAGCUGUUCGUUCAGUCCACUUUUAUCACCAAGCCGGUGAUGUUGUGUUAUCGCGUGAGUCACAGCUACGAUGGAGGAACCUAAGGAUUACCCACCACUGCCCACAGAGAUUUUGGAGCUGGUAUUUCAUCACCUAAGUGCGCACCAAUUGAAGCGGGCCCGGCUAGUCUGUCGAGCAUGGAAUGAAACCAUUUGUGGAAGCAAUUUGCUGCUGGAUAAAUUUGUGUUCAUGGUGAACCAUGCCGGUACCUGCCGGAAGACCUGCUCGGAUUGUGCGGCUUUGGCGAAUGCUCGAGGAAGAUUUCUCAAUAUAAAGUUAUCAUAUAUUCUUCUGGAAAAUUGGAGUCUGGUUAGUGAGCAUCUCCAGAGAGUUACUUUGAAUUGUGGCUACGGAUUCAAGGUUGAAAGUUUGCUCAAUAUGCUUAGAAAUGUUAGCAAUCUACAAAGUCUCACUUUGAGCGACGUCUCUAUAGAUGAUUUCAAACUGCAGAAUGUAAAGCUUGAUUUCAAAAUGAAACACCUCACAGAGCUUUCGAUCUUAAAUGGCCGAAUACCAGUGAAGUGUUUGUACGUGUUCAAGAAGGUCUGCGUUCGCUUGGUGGUUUUGAACUUUGUGGACUGUUUCGACUGGAAAUGCUUUUCAGAUCACAGUGAUGAACAGCUGUUCAAUUUGAUCUUUGCAGUACGAGAUACGCUGGAGCAUCUCGGACUUACAUACCGUAACAUCCAGGGAGAUUUACUGGAGAACAUAGCUUCCAUCGAUCGAUUGGAGCUUAAGCGGCUCUCGCUGGAUAAGUGUGAUAAACUGAAGGAACAACACCUCAUCAGCUUGAGUCGUUUGCAACCAGGACUAGAGCACCUUGAAGUUCGAUCUUUGCAUUUCCGUGAUGAAAACAUCCUCACCGAAGUUUGUCAAAAUCUAGCCAACGUUACAUGCUUCACUCUGCAAACGAUUCAGCUAAAUAAUACUUCGUGGUUGAGCUACUCGCCUCGUUUGACACACCUGGAACUCAACAGCAACUGCACUGAGCUAGACUUCGAUGAAGUAGCGCUCCCAAACUUGAAAACCUUACGACUGAAAUGGGUGACGUUCCCAGCUGGAAGCCUUCAGAAACUCUUCAAAAAGGCUCCAAAUCUACGCGAACUAACUUUCAUUUUUUGCACUUUUCAAAAUGCUCCCGAGUUACUAGAAUCAUUGCCUCAGCUAAGAAACCUCCAGCACAUGAAACUCGAUCAAAUCCAUAGCUUUGCCGUUCGCUACCCAAACCUACUCCCCCAUCAGACGACCAACCUUCGCCGACUGGAGCUGAUCGAAGUGAGGCCAAGCUUCCCGUUGCACCUUCUUUGCCAGCGCAGUCCAAAACUUGAAAGUCUACACCUGGAGAGGAUCAACAUUGUCGAUCGGCAGCUGCAGUUGUCGUGCCGAGCGUUGAAGCAUUUGAGAGAGUUAAGUUUGCAGGAGCUCACCAGCGUGACGGGAAGGUUUGCGGAGUAUAUUUGUACUUAUCGGCGGAAUUUGGAAGUCAUCAAAGUGGUUUGGUGCCGAAAGAUUGGAGUCAGUGAAAGGAACCGGUUGAAUGCGUUGAGGGAAAGAUUUCAUGUUACUUGUUGAAGAGAUUCUGAUUUUGAAUUAUUGAGAAGAAGUUCCCAUAAAUUAUGUUCGUGUAGUUCAAAAUGCAUCGUUUUAUGGUGAAAUAUAAUUAAAUAGCAGAUAUUUAUUUUGC
Molecule: messenger RNA, 1938 nt
Organism: Culex quinquefasciatus (southern house mosquito)
Lineage: Eukaryota; Metazoa; Arthropoda; Insecta; Diptera; Culicidae
Exons: 2
Coding region: 285-1826 (513 amino acids)
Biological process (GO): SCF-dependent proteasomal ubiquitin-dependent protein catabolic process
Cellular component (GO): SCF ubiquitin ligase complex
Molecular function (GO): protein binding
Source: RefSeq, a predicted model, not a curated record